UCAAAUUCGUGCAAAACCAACGUCAAGUCUUUUGACACUAGGCCAAAAAUCUACAGGAUCUUUAAAAAUUCAACGAUCAUCAUCUCUUGGAAAUGACGCUGGACCUUCAUCUGAAAGCAGUUCAAUGUUUUAUGAACUAAUAAAUCUCACUUCUGAGGAAACUUCAUUUUUAAAUAAAAGUGAUAAACAGGAAAUUUCAACAAAGGAUCAAAAUAUUUUUGGAGCAUCGAAAAAUCAAAAUCAGCCUUCUGAUGAUGCGUCUGACUCAAUUGUACAAGAAUACUUCAAAAAAAUUGUUCGUUUAUUUACAAUUAUUCACUAUAAUUUACAAAAUAUUGAUAAAAAAUUGGAUAAUUCAGAAAGAACACAAGUCUCAACAACGGCCAAUGAUUUUACGAUUCUUUCACAUUUUAUUCCUGUAAAUAAUAUUAUGAGCAUUAAUCAUUUUGAGAUGUUAAUUACUACCGACAAUGAUGCUGUUAUUCAAUUUAGAAAAAUGUUAAAUCAAACUGGUGGUCGAUCUGUCAAAGAUUGCAUUUAUAGAUCAUUGAGAAAAAUUUUCACCAAUUCAUGUGCUAUACAAUGUUCUUGGCAGGGAAGAAAGAAUAAUUUCAAAGUGUCAAAUUUGUCAUUUAUGCGCAUUAUGAAAGAAACAUUUUGUACAACUUUUCCACACUUGACUGAGGCAGAAUUUGAAGCUAUUGCCGCUGAAUGGUUUAGAUUUGCAAAACAGAGAUUAACCAGAGAAGAAACAAGAAUGAUGAACAGAACAGAUCCUUUACAAUCCGAUCAAAAUUAAAAUUAAUUAAACAUAAAUAAUAUUCAUUAUUAGUUUAAAAAGUUUUUCAUUAAAAAUUAACUGUGGAGGGGAAAAAAAGAAAAAAAGAACAUAUUAUGAAAAUUUGUUACAUAUAAAAUAAUUUUUUAUAAUAUGAAAAUAUUUUCGUUAUAUAUACUAUAAUUAUAAUUAUUUGGUAUUUUAAUACGUAGCUGAA
Leptopilina boulardi is the source of this 995-nucleotide messenger RNA. RefSeq lists its product as uncharacterized. The coding region runs from base 125 to 799 and encodes 224 amino acids. Lineage: Eukaryota; Metazoa; Arthropoda; Insecta; Hymenoptera; Figitidae. The record is from RefSeq and is a predicted model, not a curated record. The transcript is spliced from 6 exons.